Messenger RNA from Nerophis lumbriciformis (worm pipefish), 1119 nucleotides. NCBI's taxonomy places the organism in Eukaryota, Metazoa, Chordata, Actinopteri, Syngnathiformes, Syngnathidae. The record is from RefSeq and is a predicted model, not a curated record.
AUGGCAAGCCAAGGACUUGCUUACGACGGUUGCAACUUCUUCAGGCAGCGCCUCGUUCUGUCCACAUUGAGCGGGAAAAGGCUUAAAAUCCGGAAUAUUAGGUCCAAAGACGACAACCCGGGGAUUCGAGAUUUUGAAGCCAGUUUCAUCAGACUGCUGGACAAAGUUACUAAUGGCUCCAGAAUAGAAAUCAAUCAAACAGGCACCGUGCUCUUCUACCAGCCCGGCUUACUAAACGGGGGAUCCGUAGAACAUGACUGUUGUCUACAGCGCUCCAUAGGCUACUACCUAGAGGCCCUGCUCAUGUUGGCUCCCUUCAUGAAGAACUCUCUAAAGGCCACUCUGCGCGGUGUCACCAAUGAUCCCGUGGACCCGACAGUGGAUCGGCUUAAGUCCACAGCUCUUCCUCUGAUGAAGAAAUUUGGCAUUGACGGAGAAGGCUUUGACCUAAAGGUGAUAAAGAGGGGAAUGGCUCCCGGUGGAGGAGGUGAGGUCCUUUUCACGUGUCCCGUCCGCAAGACCGUCAGGCCUGUGCAGCUCACAGACCCCGGAAAGAUAAAGAGAAUCCGAGGCGUUGCAUAUUCAGUGAGGGUUUCCCCUCAGAUGGGCAACAGGAUUGUAGAGUCAACUCGAGGUAUCCUGAACCACUUCAUUCCAGACAUCUACAUUCACACAGACCAUAUGAAGGGUGCCAACUCCGGAAAGUCGCCGGGUUUUGGUCUGACGCUGGUGGCGGAGACCCUGGAAGGCUGUUUCCUAUGUGCCGAAAUGUCGUCGACGCCGCAGGGUCGAGGAGAGCCCGUUCUGCCCGAGGAACUCGGCCGCGACUGCGCUAAGCUGCUGCUGGAGGAAGUGUACCGGGGAGGCUGUGUGGAUUCGUCCAAUCAGAGCCUGGCACUGCUCCUGAUGACCCUUGGCCAACAGGAUGUUUCAAAACUUUUACUCGGACCCCUCUCGCCAUACACGAUGGAGUUCCUCAGACACAUUAGAGAUUUUUUCCAGAUGAUGUUCAAAAUGGAAGUUCGCAAGCCCAUAGAGGAUGAACGGAAAGGGGGGGAUAAAGUCCUCAUGACGUGUGUCGGAGUAGGUUACAGCAACUUGAACAAAACUCUGAAAUAA